AAAGCUUCACAACAAAAACCGCCAAGUACUGACCUCCUUUCUAAACUCUUGUUUUUGUUACACAAUUCUGACAAUUAUAUUCACAUUUUAUUUAUAGUGAAAGAGCGCUUAAAACAGAGAAACAAAAUGUCGAAAGCAGCAGGACGCCUAAAAACGAUGAAGAAAACUUUCGACAAAAUCAAUCACAGCAGCAAACUGCGAACAAACAUCCCGGCCGGUAUGGCAGUCGCCGGACCGCCUCUUGGUCCUAUGCUCGGUCAGCGAGGCAUUAAUAUAGCGGCAUUUUGCAAAGACUUCAACGAACGAACAAAAGACAUUAAGGAAGGGAUUCCACUGCCGUGCCGUGUGGCGGUCACAUCCGACCGGGCUUAUGAGCUGACGAUACAUUCACCACCUGCUACGUUCCUGUUGAAGCAAGCUGCCGGAAUUCAGCGCGGUGCCAUGAACCCGGGCAAAGAGAUCGCGGGAAAAAUUACGCGCAAGCAUUUGUAUGAAAUAGCAAAGAUCAAACUGCAAGAUCCGCCAAACGCCCUUCUUACGGCGGAGCAUAUGUGCAAGGCUCUGGUCGGGAUUGCUCGCACGUGUGGAAUCGAAAUCGUUAACGAGCUAGAUCCCGUGGAGUACAAAGAGUUUCUCGAACAUCGACGACAAGUUGUUGAAGAUCAGCGUAAAGAACUUCAGGAAAAGAGAGAAGCGCGAAUGUUACGUGUUGGAUAGAUGGACACUUUAUCUUUAUUAAGCGGUAGAAUAAACGACACUACGUAGAGAAA
Molecule: messenger RNA, 770 nt
Organism: Anopheles funestus (African malaria mosquito)
Lineage: Eukaryota; Metazoa; Arthropoda; Insecta; Diptera; Culicidae
Gene: mRpL11
Product: 39S ribosomal protein L11, mitochondrial
Exons: 2
Coding region: 127-717 (196 amino acids)
Biological process (GO): translation
Cellular component (GO): mitochondrial large ribosomal subunit; ribosome
Molecular function (GO): large ribosomal subunit rRNA binding; structural constituent of ribosome
Source: RefSeq, a predicted model, not a curated record